UUUUGGAAAACAUAAACAUGAGUGAAAUGCAGAUCUGAAUUUCAUCAUAAUUUAAAAUCUUUUUCUUUACUAUUUUCCUUUUUUGAAACUGAUAAAUAUGUCACUUUUGCCCAAAAUUUCAAGAAUUGCGAGUUAUGUUGAACAUACAAAAUCUUUCUCUUGCUUAAAUUUUAACGCUUUCCAUAAUUUAAACAAGUUUAAUGUUUGUCCCACAUUUUCAAGUUCAUUCUCAUCUGUCAAGCAGAAUUUUGAAAAUGAUAACAAACAAUCUGUUAAAGAAAUAAUAGAACCAAAGAAAACUCUGUGGAAAGUAGUCAAUGAAGCAUUUGCUGUUCACCAAAAUCCCAACAUUAAACCUUCUGUGUCAAUUCAAGAAAUUGAACAUGGUGAAACUAAACAAAAAAUGUGGCAAGUUACAAUAAAUAUGACAUGGCCUAGUAAGUUUCAAGUUGAAAGUAUUGCUAGCAGGAAGCUUGAUGCUGAAAAAGAAUCUUUUCUACUCGCUUGUCUUAAAAUGAAAGAUUUAGGUGUUUUAGACAAAGACAAUAAUCCUGUUCUCCCUGAAAAAGUUGUAGCAUUUGAUGACAAUAAUGUUGAAAAUUCUAAAUCUGUCCUGUGUAAUAUUUAUGAGCGUAUUUGGACACGUUAUGGAAAAAAAGAAUAUAUCCCUAAGUUCAAAACAGUACAAACUGAUGGUCUUUUUGGUAAAGAGAAAUACUGGAGAUCGGAACUUGCUUUGACUUAUCCAGAACCAAAGACGUUUGAAGCUUUUGCUGGACGUUUAAGGGAUGCUGAAAGAAUCGUUUCUGCCAAAGCUUUGUCUUGGCUGAAAGAAUUAGGACUUAUUAAUAAGAAGAAAAGAUUGAUUCUGUAUUCACGCGAUGAUGAUGUGAAACUUUUGGAACUUCAUUCGUCUCCAUAUUCUCUCUCUAUUCCUCAUGAGUUGCAAGAUGAAAUGAAUUCUAUGUUUAAAUCUUUAAAUGAUAGAUCUACAGUUUUCUCUGAUGACAUAUUUAAUGAAACACCUGAUAAAAUGUGUCAAGACAGUAACUCUGUGAUUUAUGAUAUAAUUACCGAAAAGCCAAUGCAAGAGAUUUCAGAAAAGGAAAUCCAUCAACGAUGUCAAGAAAUGUUUGAUAAAAAUACAUCUCUUAUGCAAUGCAAGGAUCCAUUUCUGGAAGAAAUAAAAUCGACAAGAUUGCAGCUACCUAUUUUUAAUAAAAGGGAGGACAUCAUACAACUUGUCAAUAAAAAUCAAGUUGUUGUGAUUUCUGGAGAAACAGGAUGUGGUAAAACUACUCAGGUUCCACAAUUUAUUCUUGAUCACUAUGUUAACAAGAUGGAAGGUGCACACUGCAAUGUAGUUGUUACUCAACCAAGAAGAAUUUCUGCUAUAUCUAUGGCUGAACGAGUUGCUGCAGAAAGAGGAGAAAAGGUUGGUGAAACUGUAGGGCAUCAAGUUCGGUUGAAUAAAAUGUUACCUUCACAAAAAGGAGCCAUACUUUAUUGCUCAACCGGUAUGCUGCUUCGCAAAUUAUGUUCCAACCCUAAUCUUGAAGGUGUUAGUCACGUUAUAGUUGAUGAAGUUCACGAAAGAAGCAUCCAAAUUGACUUUCUAUUAAUCCUUUUAAAGAGGCUACUUGAAACUAAUAAUAAAAUCAAACUUAUAAUUAUGAGUGCUUCUUUUAACACUGUUAUAUUUUCUAAUUAUUUUAAUAACUGUCCCGUGAUUCACGUACCUGGAAGAAGCUUCCCUGUUAGAGAUUACUAUUUGGAUGAUUUGUUAACCGACAAAAUUGAAUACAAAAACGAUUUAGAAAAGAAAGAUCCCAUUUUGGAUGUCGAUCUAGUGGUAGACAUUUUAAGUCAUAUUGAUAAAUUAAAGAAACCUGGUGCCAUUUUGUGUUUUUUACCUGGCUGGAAUGAUAUUCUAAAUGUAAAAAACAAGCUUCUAACUUAUCAUCCUAAUCCAUCCAAAUUGAUGGUGUGCUGUGCACAUUCAAGGUUGCCUCAUGAAGAACAGAGGAGGCUUUUUAAUAAACCUCCCAUUGAUGUUAGAAAGAUCAUCUUAGCCACAAAUGUUGCUGAAACGUCAAUAACUGUAAAUGAUGUUGUUUAUGUAGUGGACACUGGCCUUCAUAAAGAGACAUCAUUUGAUAGUGAGCAGGCAGUUGCUUCUUUAGGUACUCAGUGGAUAACAAAGGCCAAUGUUCGCCAAAGAAGUGGAAGAGCUGGUCGUGUUCAGCCUGGUGUUUGUUAUCAUCUGUUUACAAGAAAGGUGUUGAUGAAGUUGGAGGAUUAUCCCCUCCCUGAACUCUUAAGGAUGCCUCUGGAGAGUGUGAUUCUUGAUUGUAAACGUUACUGCCCUGAAUCUAAAGCUGAAGACUUUCUUUCAUCUGCCUUGCAUGCACCUAGCAAACCUUCUUUACAAGCUGGCGUUGAGGAGCUUCAAAUUAUUGGUAUACUUGAUGAAAAUGAACAAUUAACCGAUUUGGGAAAAGUUGUAGUCAAUUUUGGAACUCAUCCUAGAUUGUCAGUUGCUUUGGUUUAUGCAACAUUUUUAAGAUGUCUUGAUCCUGUCUUGACCAUUUGUUCAAUUCUAACUCUUGGUAAAGAACCAUUCCUAAAUACACUAGAAGAUAAAUCUCUUGUUAAAAAUAUAAAAAGAUCUUUUGAUAAUUUAAUGCUAAGUGAUCACUUAGCAUUAGCUAAAAUAUUUGAUGAAUGGAAAAGACUGGGAAAUGAUUCUAACCUUUCUAAGUUUAUGGAGCAGAAUUUCCUAGAUGAACAAAGUUUAAAUGUAAUAUCAGAUUUAAAAUCUCUUUUUGCUGAAAAUUUACAUACUGCUGGACUAAUUGAAUUUAAAGAUGAUUUUUGUGAUCCUAAAAGUAAGUGUAAUGAAAACAGUAACCAUGCUCCAAGCAUUUUUGCUGCACUUGCUGUUGCAUUUCAUCCUAAUGUUAUGAAAGUUCUUCAAGGUGAAAUAUCCCAAAACAGAAUAAACAAAGAUGCUAUCAUUUAUUCUCUUCUGAAGGGACAAAAAGGUUACAUACAGAAAGAGUCUGUUGCUUCAAAUGAGAGUGAACUGCCCAGUCCAUGGCUUAUCUAUUUUUCUGCUCUGCAAUCAAAGGCACGUAGACUUAUGAUGACCUCUGCAGUGUCCGCUAUCCCUGGUAUUAUACUUCCUCUUGUGUCUGGAAAGCAGUUAACUGUCUGUAAAAUGCCAUCUAGUCAUAAAGAAAGUGACAAUGUAUGUAUUAUGUUAGAUGAACAUAAAAAGUUGAAUUUUACUUGCUCCAAAGAGGAAGCUGAACUUAUUAUGCAAUUCAGAUCAAAGCUGGAUUGCUUUUUUGACAUAUAUAUUCAUUCUCUAACUACAAAAUCAGAAAAAUGUGAUCAAGCAAUUUCACUUUUCUACAACAAAGUUUUUCCUCUGUUGAAAAAAGUAUUAAAUAGUCCUCAAGUUCCUUUUACAAAAGGACAGAUUUAUAAAUUUGUAAAUAAUUCUUUAGUUUCGGAAGAUUUAUGAUAAUUGUAAUAAUUGUUAAAUCAGUAAAUAAAGUAUAUAUUUUCUCUUA
Messenger RNA from Parasteatoda tepidariorum (common house spider), 3578 nucleotides. Its product is annotated as ATP-dependent RNA helicase DHX30. The record is from RefSeq and is a predicted model, not a curated record. Gene Ontology annotation, molecular function: DNA helicase activity; RNA helicase activity; ATP binding. Gene Ontology annotation, cellular component: cytoplasm; intracellular anatomical structure; nucleus. NCBI's taxonomy places the organism in Eukaryota, Metazoa, Arthropoda, Arachnida, Araneae, Theridiidae.